AUUAAUACUUAGUUUUAUGACUUACUACCGUAAGUAUGAGUAUCGCAAACAUUUAAAUAUAUAUUUAAAAGUUUGCUGUCGUAACUUCCUCCUUCUGUUGACAGGCGUUCUCAUUGACAAGUCACAGAGCAGUAAGUGGAACCAUGACCUGCUUCUGACCAAUCACGUGUUUGUUUAGGAACUUGAAGACCCGCCCCGUUUGGAAGGCACGGAAAACGAGUUUGAUAGGAUGUAGGUGUACUGAAUUAUUAUUGUGCCACAUAUCCAGCAAACUCUGUCAGUUUAGUUAGAAGAAGCGUCCUGACGUAUGCGACAUUUAAGAAAAUGAGAGAGCUGGGUUGAAAAAUUGACGAUUUUUUUUUGCUCCGGAUAUUGAUCCAUUCAUCAGUUUUUGCUAGUAUCAGCUAUGCUAAACACGAACAGUAUGAAGUGUUAAGUCUGCAGAAGGACGCAGUUCCUUGUGUUCGACUGGUUCGACCUACUAGUUUUCUCAGUAACAGGAGCUGCAAUGGCCUCGGAGGAGAAACCUGUUCCAGGUGUCCGACCCGGAAGAAUGAACGUCCUUCGGCACCUGAUAAAUUUGGGGGUUAAUCCAACAGCAUUGGCGUUUGCUAUGACCACUCUGGGCGCUGCUAUGAUCAACAACAUAUUCAGCUUCUACUAUGUCAAACUUUUCCUCAAUAAGUACAAGAUAUCAGAGUCAGCAUUUCACCAAUCACAAGUGGUGUACAUGGUGUGGAAUGCCAUCAAUGACCCUCUGUUUGGCUACCUCCAAGAUAACUCCAAAGUGCCCUGCUGCUCUCAGCGGCGUCUCUCCAUCCUGUAUGGUGCACCCCUCUACUCUCUUGCUUUUCUUGUACCCUGGUUCCCAUGGCGGUCCUACUUUCCUGGUGACUGGAUGAGCGGCUUGCAUCUGAUGGUGGCACUAUGUGCCUUUGAUGGCAUGCUGACUUUUGUGUUGCUGGCGCAGUGUGCCUUAUUUGCUGAGAUUUCCAGUCAUCAUCAAAGUCGACUAAGACUUAUAAAGUACAACCAGGUUGCUGCUCUGAUUGGCUCCUCCAGCGUCCUCAUCUGUGGUGUGCUGUCCAAAAACAUGGAAGACUUUGCAGCCUUCCAAGCCUUCACAGUGCUUAUAGCUAUCCUCAGCUGUAGCUGCAUGCUCUAUACAGGCUUCUACAGCGAGAGCCGCUUCGAUAGCAAAUUAUCUCAAACAGAUGCACAAGAGUCUGUCAACCCGACUUCCCAUCAAUCAGCAGUUUCCUUCUCCUUGUUAAAAACCCUGACAUGGCAAAUCCUGACAAACAGGGACUUCCAACUGUUUGUGCUCAUGAACUUUUUCCAGGUUUUCAUGUUGGCUUUCUUUAACAAUUUUACUAUGAUAUUUGCUGAGCAUCUUAUUCCCCCAGACACACUGCCAUCACUGGCCAAGAGCAUCAUGUAUGGAGCUGGAUUUAUCUGCCCACAGCUACUCGUGUUGAGCUGCCAACGUCUGCUUCGUGGUCUUGGUUACUACAGGAUCAUCCUCUACACCUUCUACUUGGAAGCUGGAAUGGCGGCUCUCAUGUUAGCACUUGGACCUCAGCACUACUAUGUCCUUGCAUUUUUCCUCACUGUUAGCAUGAUCAUAAUUCAGGCUGCUUUCAGUCUUUUUGGCUUGCCUUUGGCCGACAUCAUUGACACAGACAUGCAAAUGUACAGACGCAGUUCCCCCUUGUCCUCAAUGGUGUUUGGAACAAAUGCGUUGUUCACCAAACCUGGUCAGUCUUUGGCACCAAUGAUAGUGCUUAAUAUCCUCAACCAGUUUGGAUAUGAACAGCUCAAAGACACUGCAAGGGAUUCACAUUCAAGUGCUUUGGAGAGCCUCCAUAUGGUCAUGUUUUAUCUGGUCUGUUUGGUGCCCAUGUGCGUCGCUACUGUGCAGAUUCUGGCUUGGAGGCCGUUCUCCAUACGCAACAGCCACACCGUGGACACUAAGUACAUUGAUGGCUAGUUUAUGUGAUUUCAGACCUGUUUUUACUACAAAAUUUCAUUUUGACUGUUUUCUGUAUUUGGGCAUAGAAAGUAAAAUGCCACACAUUGGAAAUAUCCAGGAUAGAUGAUGUGGAAGAAUUGUACUGUGAUUUUUUUUUUUUUUUUUUUUUUUUUUUUUU
Messenger RNA from Sphaeramia orbicularis (orbiculate cardinalfish), 2150 nucleotides. It is a transcript of the gene mfsd13al, whose product is annotated as major facilitator superfamily domain containing 13a-like. The record is from RefSeq and is a predicted model, not a curated record. Bases 509 to 1990 code for a protein of 493 amino acids. The transcript has 7 exons. NCBI's taxonomy places the organism in Eukaryota, Metazoa, Chordata, Actinopteri, Kurtiformes, Apogonidae.